Molecule: messenger RNA, 1457 nt
Organism: Mercenaria mercenaria
Lineage: Eukaryota; Metazoa; Mollusca; Bivalvia; Venerida; Veneridae
Product: M-phase inducer phosphatase 1-like
Exons: 9
Coding region: 1-990 (329 amino acids)
Biological process (GO): G2/M transition of mitotic cell cycle; positive regulation of G2/MI transition of meiotic cell cycle; positive regulation of G2/M transition of mitotic cell cycle
Cellular component (GO): nucleus; cytoplasm
Molecular function (GO): protein tyrosine phosphatase activity
Source: RefSeq, a predicted model, not a curated record
AUGAAAAGAAAAAGUAGCGCUGCAGAUAGGAGUCAAGGACCAAACAUUUCAAAGAUGUUGAGAUUCACACCGGGUAAGAACGUAGAUGCCAACGACAUUGAUGCUAUUGUUACGCCACCGGGUUACAGAGGGGAUAGCUGGUUUUCAACGGAGACGUCAGCGUCAGUGAGCAGCACCGACCAAGACGGAUCCUUCGCAGAGGUUUGUCGCAAGCCAUUUGGCCGCUUCCUGUCAUUUGACGUGAAGAGAAGUUUGUUUUCCGGCAAGCGUCUCUCAGAACAAGCAGACGAUUCUCCCGUUACCAAGAGACUGCGCGAGACUAAGUCGAGUGUUGAUCGUAUUUCGUUACAGUCAUUGUCUCCCACGUCAGAGAAUGAAAACGUCAAGUCCGUUGUCCAUCGCCUGUCUACCGACGACGACGUCAUUGCUGACGGGACCCGUCCCUACACUUUACCUACGAUCGCCGGUAAACACAGUGACUUGAAGGCUAUUUCUCCAGAAACGAUGAAUGACGUUCUUCAGGGUUGCUAUGACGACGAGAUCGAUCACGUGACUGUCAUUGACUGCAGAUACCCGUAUGAGUUUGAGGGUGGUCACAUAAAGGGUGCCGUGAACUUGUUUACACACAGUGCCAUACAGGAGUUCCUCUCACGACACAGUUGUUCUCACGCUUCCUCCAAGAAACACGUGCUCAUCUUCCACUGCGAGUUCUCGUCAGAAAGAGGUCCUAAAAUGUACCGCCAUCUGCGCAGUGAGGACCGUGCCAUGAACAAAGACCAUUACCCCCGCCUCAACUUCCCAGAAAUCUAUCUACUCGAGGGAGGUUACAAGGCAUUCUUCUACAAGUUUAUGAAGCAAUGCUUACCCCACACUUACAAGCCCAUGCUGCACAAGGACCAUGCCGCUGAUUUACGUCACUUCCGAGGAAAGUCUAAGUCAUGGACCGCCGGUGAAAGACGGCAACUCAUGCGCACCACCCUUAGGUUUUAGUGUCAUCUGACCUUAGUGCUAAUGAACACAAGACGUAAAACAAGCAUUAUCUGUGAUAAAAAUGUGCAAUAUUUGUAGUAACGUGUAAAGAACUCAUGUAUUUCGUAAAGUACAACAGUUGCGAAUUAACAGUGGCAUCUGCAGGAUUCGGAUAUGUGAUCAUUGACAUCAUUGUGGUUUUAUUAGCUCCAGUGUAGCAUUGAUGUACAUACCAUAUCAUUUAUUAAUGUUGGCGUUUACUGAAGAAAAAGCAAUUAGAUGUGCUCAAAGUGUUCUGGCUUGAGAUUCUGGUGUGUAAAUAGGAGAUUCUAGUGUGUAAAUGAGAUAUUCUAGUAUGUAAGUGAGACGUUCUUGCGUUUAAAUGAGAUUUGUUUGUUAUUAAAAUUUCUGUCUUUCUAAUGUUCUUAUCUGUACCUCUUACUUUAUAGUUUUAAUUGUUUUUGUUAUGAACUUUGCAAAGAAAUAUA